AUGGGGCGUCUGGCGCGGAUCGUGGAGCUCUACUACGACGUGCUGUCCCCCUACUCGUGGCUGAGUUUCGAGGUGCUGUGCCGCUACCAGCAUGUAUGGAACGUGGACCUGCAGCUGCGCCCGAGCUACAUCGCCGGGAUCAUGAAGGACAGCGGAAACCGGCCGCCCGCCCAGCUUCCCCGCAAAGCGCUGUACAUGGUCAACGACCUCAGGCGACUGCGACAGCACUUCCAAGUUCCCGUCCAGGUCCCCGAGGAUUUCUUCUCUGUGGUCUUCGAAAAAGGGAGCCUGUCGGCCAUGAGGUUCCUCACAGCUGUGUGCCUGGAGUGCCCGGAGAUGCUGGAAAAGGUGUCCCGCGAACUGUGGAUGCGCAUCUGGUCGCUGAAUGAAGACAUCACGGAGCCCCAGAGCAUCCUGACGGCUGCAGAGAAGGCCGGGAUGUCUGCAGAGCAAGCCCAAGAAAUUCUGGGAAAGAUCUCCACACCAAAGGUGAAGAACCAGCUCAAGGAGACCACCGAGGCCGCCUGCAACUAUGGGGCCUUCGGGCUGCCUAUCACGGUGGCUCAUGUGGAUAGCCAGACCCACAUGCUAUUUGGCUCUGACCGCAUGGAGCUGCUGGCAUACCUGCUAGGAGAGAAGUGGAUGGGCCCUGUGCCUCCAGCCCCCAAAGCCAGGCUGUAG
Molecule: messenger RNA, 681 nt
Organism: Trichechus manatus latirostris (Florida manatee)
Lineage: Eukaryota; Metazoa; Chordata; Mammalia; Sirenia; Trichechidae
Gene: GSTK1
Product: glutathione S-transferase kappa 1
Exons: 8
Coding region: 1-681 (226 amino acids)
Biological process (GO): glutathione metabolic process
Cellular component (GO): peroxisome; mitochondrion
Molecular function (GO): glutathione transferase activity; glutathione peroxidase activity
Source: RefSeq, a predicted model, not a curated record